ACCAAUCGCAGAGGGGAUGAAGAAAUGUUUGUUUGCCAACCGCCAAAACAACCACAGAAGAAGAAGAAGAAGAGGAAAUGCAUUGUGGGAACCAGGAAGUUAGCAGUUAACUCUGAGCUAGCAACAGCUGCAGAUGCUGAUAUGUCACUUCUCUCCCGACGUCUGGUUUUCUUGGAAUGCAGCCUCAAGGACUAGGUAGCAUCCACGAUGGAUUCCUCUGGUGCAGAAGCGUCAACCCACAGUGAAAGCAAAGACAACAUUGCACCAAGCACUUCAAAUAUACCAGGUCAGGGAGGAGAUGGACCAAAGUCAAAGAAAGCAUCGUUGAAGAGGAGUGCAGGUGAGCCGAAAAAUGCAAAAAAAACAAAGAAGCAGAAGAAGGCCAGAGUCUCCAGGCCUGCCCAGCUCGGCUACACCGUCCACCAAGGGGAAGACAUGCUUCUCGUCAUAUCGAGCAGCACGUCUCAGUACGAUGGCUCAGCCUGGAUGCCUCCGAAGAAGGGAAGAAAAAAGAAAAAGCUUGUUAAAGGAAAGUUAAAAGCCAAACCAAUAAAGAAAAAAAAGACAGUCCGUGCCAAAGCCGCACUGGCAAAUAAUCCGGUUAUCAAGACGCAGGAGGCCGCUGCUCCUUUUGUGCCACAGAAAGCAGUCGACCACAGAUGGGGUGAGAGUCUCCCCGAGGAGGUGCUGAUUAAUAUUUUUCAGAUGGUGGUUGUCCAAGAUGGCGCCGUGCCCUUUCUAUGCAGGGCGGGGAGAGUGUGUCGCCUGUGGAAUGCUGCAGCCUCCAGUCCCGUCCUGUGGCGUCAGGUGACUGUAGGUCACUGCUGGAUCGCACCAGGGAAAACACAGCUGCCCAAAACCGAACAGAAGAUUAAGGGGACUUUUGACUGGCUGGCUUCAAACAGAUUUUCUCAACUGCGAGACUUUUCUCUCUGUCACUGGAAAAAGAACGUUGACUAUGCCGUCGGGGUUGUCUCGCAGUUCUGCCCUCAUCUCCGCUCCCUCGCGCUCUCUUACUGCACCGGCCUGACGGCGAGCGCCUUCCAAGUACUCGGUCUGCACAGCCGGUCGCUGCAGAGCAUUAAUCUCCAGUAUUCAGAAUUUCAGGUUGAAGGUCUCCUGGAGUACCUGGAAAACCAUGGGAGCCAGAUCAAGCAGAUGUGGCUCACUCACGGACUAAAGAAUGACAGACUUCUUUCUGCCAUAACCAGGGGAUACUGUCCUGAUUUGGAGUUCCUGGAGGUCAACACGAGGCUCGACAGUAAAGAAUGUGAACUUUCCCUUUGCAUCCAGGCACUACAGGGGGCAUGCCCUAAACUCAAGUAUCCCACCGUGUUGACCCACGGAACGAGUACAUCUAUCGUAAAUUCCGAUCAGACCUUCCGGAUGCUGAACGUCAGACUUCGGCACAAAACGAUGCGCAGUGCUGCUGAUUCAGCGUUGGGCUUCCCACUGCUGGAGGAGCUAUGUAUGGCGACCACGUCGUAUUCCUACAUGACCGACAAGGACUUGUUGGACACUCUGUUCGGCUCCACGAGGCUGCGGGUGCUGGACUUGCGAGGCUGUACCAGAAUAACACCGUCGGGUCUCGCUGCGUUACCCUGUCUCGAGCUCGAGUGUCUCUUCUGGGGACACUAUUACAGCAGCCACGUCGGCUCGUCGGCACCUAAGAAGGGACUUCACCAGGUGACCCAGAAGUGGAGUCAGACUUUGCAGCAGCUUGACAUUGCUAAUCAACUCUUCACCGAGGAAGACCUGGAGAUAGCCAUGAGAUACCUCGCCCAGGCAACAGAGGCGGACACCCUGCGCUCACUCAACCUGAGUGGGACGAGGGUCACGCCACCUGCUCUCAGGUCAGUCAUCAGCCAAUUGACGGCUCUUAGUUACCUCAACCUUUCAUCCUGCCGCUAUCUCCCAAGAGGACUUAAGAAAAUUUACCGUGGCCAAGAAGACAUUCGCCAGCUGCUGGACAAACUAUAGUAGCACUGACACUCAUUUGGUUCCAAAAAUGUAUUUUCACUCUCUCACAUGUCUUUUAACAUUCCUCUUUGUAUAUUAUGUUGUUUAAGUAAUGAGGUUAUUUUACACUUUGUUUAAUUGUAAAUGUUGCUUUAUAUGUAUAUUGUUCAUGUUAACACAAAACAAAUGCAGAAACUAAGGGUUUGAAAAAACCUGAUUCAAAUACAUUUACACUACCAGUCAUACGUUUUGGAACACCUUCAUUGUCUUUCUCACUGAAAUUUGUCUCAAUGUAAGACAAACACACUUCUCUCCACAACGGACAUUGUUGGCCUAACUCUGUUGCGAAGGUUCCCACAAAGGUGUUGCACUUGUGGGUUGCUUCACAUUCUGUCUAGUUCAUAUCAAACCACCUCCAUGGGGUUUAAGUCUGGAAACGGUGCUGGUCUUUUCCAUCAAGUGAACCCACGUCCUAGUUUUUCCUUAAUGUUUUCUGUCAUCUUGCCGUACGAAGAACCCCUUUACAGUCUAACUUACAUUAGAGAGUCUUGUACACAAUGAUAUAACAUUUUUGCAAGUAUUAAAACUAUUGAUGAAAAAAAAAAAA
Scophthalmus maximus (turbot) is the source of this 2566-nucleotide messenger RNA. RefSeq names its product F-box and leucine-rich repeat protein 6 (gene fbxl6). The transcript is spliced from 10 exons. Gene Ontology annotation, molecular function: protein binding. Gene Ontology annotation, biological process: SCF-dependent proteasomal ubiquitin-dependent protein catabolic process. The record is from RefSeq and is a predicted model, not a curated record. Gene Ontology annotation, cellular component: SCF ubiquitin ligase complex. Bases 208 to 1980 code for a protein of 590 amino acids. NCBI's taxonomy places the organism in Eukaryota, Metazoa, Chordata, Actinopteri, Pleuronectiformes, Scophthalmidae.